Molecule: messenger RNA, 1827 nt
Organism: Phytophthora sojae
Lineage: Eukaryota; Oomycota; Peronosporomycetes; Peronosporales; Peronosporaceae
Exons: 2
Coding region: 1-1827 (608 amino acids)
Source: RefSeq, a predicted model, not a curated record
AUGAUGAAGCGCCGUUCGUCGACAAGACUUGCUUACCAGAAAAAGAAGCAGAAGCAACACGUGAGUGAGCAAAACAAAACUGCGGCUCGUCUUACUUUCGUCGUCGAGUUGGAAACAUCCUCCGUGUCCGAUUAUCUGUCGACUGCAGACAUUUCGGCCCUUCUCCAAGCUUGUGCCAGUAUAUUCUCGCCUGAAUACGCCAGCGCUCUAACGCGAACAGCCUUCGACCGGUUUGCCAAGGAGAACAAGACACACAUUGGACGUAAAUGCACUUGCGACUGGAUGCGACGUCUUGACGGUAUCUGUCAUCCGAAGAACUGUGGCCAGGAGGAUCCUUUCAAUAUGGACACGUCCAUGCCGAUUCUACAGACACCUGGAGGCACUCGAGCUCUACUCCGCGCGCUAGGAUUGGCGGAGAAAAUACUGAAGCCGUUUUGCCUGGAAAACAGUCGUGGCGAGACCAUGUUCGCUCCGGUCGUGUGCGUGCUCACGGAGAACGAAGGUCUUUUCACGCAAGAAGACGUCACGAAGGCAUUGAAUCGCGCUUGCAAAGGAGCGGGGACGCGAUUUUUCUACGACUUCAAAAUGAAUAAAGCGUACACGAGGGCGGAUUUCAUCGACGAACACUGGGACGGUAUCGAGGGCUCGUCGUGCCGUCAAUGCGAUGAACUGCCAUGCUAUCAAACUGAGCUCUGGGUUCGUGCUAGAAGCAGGAUGAAAUGGAAGAACAAGGCAGUCGAGCGUAUCCGCGCUAACUGCAUAAAGGUGUACCGGCCGCUGAAAGCCGCUAUGAAGAAGGAGCUUCAAUUUGUGCGGUUUAUUCCAAAGCCGCACAGGUGGUCACCCGACAGAUUUGAGGGGCUGGUGGCGGGGGUAUCGACCAGCGGGGUUUUCUGCGGCAUUGCCGCUAAGCGCAAUGACUGGCAGCAGCAAGAAGAAGCAGAAGACUUCGUCGACUGCACGGCUUCUUCUUCUCGGAUCUUUGGUGCGAUCUUGGAGCUCGAAGCAGCUGUGGUCUGGGCCUUUUUGGGAGCUAGUGACGUGUGCAACUUGCUGGAAGCGCGUGCUGGUCUGCUGUCGGACGAACUCAUCGACGCGAUAUCUCUGAAGGCUCUCGACACGUUUUGCGUGGAGAACAAGACGCACCUGGGCCGCCAAUGCCGUUGCGACUGGAUGCGAAGCCUCGCUUUUGUCCCUCACUCCGACGAUAUAUACACUGACAACGCGCCGCACGCUGUGGAGAAAACCCUGCCGAUACUUCAGGUCCGCGGUGGCGCUCGUGCUAUGCUAAGCGCGCUGGUCGUGACGGAAAGGCUCCUGGAGGAGAGCAAACAACACGGUUGGCCACAAGAUCUUUGGCCCGGGACUCUCUCUACGUUUAUUCCGGUGGUCUGUCCUCUCGUGACGGAGGAGAAGCUUCGCCUGUGUCCCUGCACCGAGAAAGAUGCGAAGCAUGUGAUGAACAAAAUCGGCCACAAUGCUGGGUCGCGCUUCUUCCAUGAAUACAAAAGACACCGAGGACCUGCAUCCGCUGAUUAUCUGGAUCACCACUGGCACAAGAUCGACGGCAACGACUGCAAGAGCCACGAGGGUCAUUGUUGGAAUACGAUCGAGAAGUGGCGAUUGAUUCAUGACAACUGCCGAAAGGUGUAUCGACCGCUCAAAGCUGCCGUGAUGAAGGACCUGCAGCUGGUGCGCUUUGUUCCUCGACCCACGGCUUCCGCGCUGUGCCAAGCACUUUGGUUCCAGGCAGAUACUACCGUCCAUAUGAAGGAUUGGUGGCCGGUAUCACCGAGGACGGAAUUCUAUGCGGGCUGUGUCUCGUGA